AUGGUGAUGGACAUCAAUGGUGUUCCCGGAGCCAGCUCCUACGGACUCAAUAGAGCAAAUGUUAAAUUGUCAGUAGUUACCUUCUUCCAUACCCCACAAGCACAGCAUCCCAUCUCCCCCCCACUCCUGCCCCACCAAUGUAGCCGGGUCUCCCUGGUCAAAUUCUGGAAGUAUUUGUCAGCUGUGUGGCUAGACCAGAAAACUGCCCCUGAGCAGGUGACUGAAUGGAAAGGUCGGACACACCAAGGUGGGUGGUCAUUGAGCCCUGGUGUCCUCUUUGUCUUCCUUCGAGGCAAAGGAAGAAGUGAAUGGCCCCUUAGGACAGGCUCCUCUGACUCCUCUUUGGUACCAGAGUUAUUGGGAACUGAUUAUGUACCUGGGAGUAGGGACUGUGAUGAGGGGGCCGUGAAAAUAGUCCACUCUUCUCUGCUAUGGUUGGAAAGUAAAGCAAGAAAUGCCACUGACCCCAUUGGUGCAUGGGAACCUGGCAUUUCUGUCAGUAGCUGCUUGAGUCCCAGAAAACACAACAGUUUUGGGGAUGACUUUGAAGGCUGCAAAGAGACUUCUGACAAGACCCACACUUUCAGCUCUGGGAAUUCUGAAGCAGGUCAGCAGCACAGAGGACAUGUGAAAGUGAUCCAUAUUUCAAUGGAUAUGUCCCAACCUGUCAUGGCUGUCUGCAAUCCAAUGGUUUACCCAGCCAAUCUCAGCUAUAAGAAUAUUUUUAAUCCUGUCUUUCAAAAAGCACAAAUAAAACAAAUAACUGAGGACAUUUGCAUCUUACACCAUCUUUUAGAAAGACAUAAUAAAGAAAAGACUAGCUGCAAACCUGUGAAGAAGCAAAUUUUCUCCAUGUCCCAAAAGUUCUGGAGGAGCCACAAAGAUGAAUGUAACCCAUCUACUUCAAGAUGCCCCUGGAGUAAAUCUCAUUGCCAAAAUUAUUUCUUACUUCUUCUUGGAAUAGAUGCCACUCAAAAAGAUUUUUCAAGAGAUAAGAAUCACAUUCUGGAAGAUUCAGACCUAAAAGAGACUGAAGAGUUAACAGAAGUUAAUGACUUUAAUCAUAAUAAUUGCAAGGCAUUGAUUCAGUCCAAGGCUCUUUCUGGAGACACCUCAGUCUUCUGGUUGGACAUAAAACACAGUAUUUUGUGUUGUGCACUAAACCUUGGAUAA
Messenger RNA from Dromiciops gliroides (monito del monte), 1173 nucleotides. RefSeq lists its product as uncharacterized. The record is from RefSeq and is a predicted model, not a curated record. NCBI's taxonomy places the organism in Eukaryota, Metazoa, Chordata, Mammalia, Microbiotheria, Microbiotheriidae. Gene Ontology annotation, biological process: intracellular transport. Gene Ontology annotation, cellular component: trans-Golgi network membrane; AP-1 adaptor complex. Gene Ontology annotation, molecular function: clathrin binding.